AAGAGGGCACUCAAAAGUCAAAAGCAAUAACAAAGUAACACCUACCUCGAUUCCACUGUAAAAAUCAUUUGACUUGCCUCUUCUUCUGCUUGAAUCAGAUGACAGACUAAUUGGAAUUUCAAUCAACAUAGCUCAAUGAUUUCCAAUAAGUAUUUUGGCAUGUCCAUUGGAAUCCAUGUUACUCUAUGAGAUGCUUUUUUUGACUUGCUAUCGUUUUGCGACCUCAGCUUGAACUAAAUGACAAACUAAUUGGAGUUCCAAUUAACUUGGCCAAAUGAUUUUCAAUUAGUAUUUUGGCAUUUUCGUUGGAAUACAUGCCACUUUAUGAGAGACAUUGUCUUAAUAAUAGCCUCAUGGAUUUCCUUGCUGGUUAAUUUCUUGUACCAUGUCAUGGUAAGUUAAAUAGUUGGGAUAAAAGUUUUAUUUAGUUUAAUAGGAUAUCAUGUUAAGUUACUUUAAAUUGUGUGUACCUACCCUGUUGAUUAUGUGAUUAUCACAACAUGUUUUGUGUAAUGAUUGGAACACAUGUGAGUAGCCACCAUGAUUUAGGUAGUGAUAUUGUUCCAACUGUACAAGCCUAUAAAACUGAAAGGUGCACAGUGAAGUAAAUGGAAAAAGUGGAUAGGUCACAUAGCAACAGGUGUUGAAUUUUCAAUGCUAAGCAUUAGGCAUCGAGUGUAGCUAUGCAAGAAAUUGCUAACAACACUUAGGCCUGCCUUUCAUUUUAAUUCGAUUUUUCAUAAAUAAAAAAAUUGAGUUUGGCAGCUAGAUGAUAUGCACAAAGGAUUACGUACUUUGUCGGAGUCAUUUUUCUGUUUAUUUGGUCACAGAAAAUACUAAGAAAAUACAAAAACCAAAGCCUUGGAAGCAUUCUGAACCAAUAACAAGUGCAACACUCAUACAGAUGCGUGAUGAAUUCUGGGACACUGCUCCGCAUUAUGGUGGCCAAAAAGAGAUUUGGGAUGCACUCCAUGCUGCAGUCGACGCUGACUUGAGCCUUGCUCAAGCAAUAGUUGACAGUGCCGGUAUUGUUGUUCAAGCGCCUGACUUGACCAUCUGCUAUGAUGAAAGAGGUGCAAAGUACGAAUUACCCAACUAUGUUUUGAGUGAACCAACCAAUUUAAUCCGCGACAGUUGACAGUGAUGAGAUGACUGGAUACAAUUCUUUACAAAGACUGUAAAUUGUGCAAAUUGGUCUCAUAUCAUUUUUUCUAAAUACCUCCAAUUAUUCCAAAAAACAUUAUUGUGAUCACAGAAACAGCUGCUAAGUCAUUAUUGUGGAUUCUCUGAGGAUCUAUCUAAUUGGAAUUGUAGCAUAACACUACUUUACCAUGAAUUACUGUUGGUACAUACCGUGAUUCUGUUGUUUGUG
This is a messenger RNA of Ilex paraguariensis (yerba mate), 1372 nucleotides long. The record is from the annotation of a GenBank genome assembly. Lineage: Eukaryota; Viridiplantae; Streptophyta; Magnoliopsida; Aquifoliales; Aquifoliaceae.